CGUUGUCAGGGGAGGUAAUUCAUUUUAACUGGCUAUAGCUGAAAAACGAGAUGGCAGUUAUCGAUGGUAAAUGGUUUAGAGAAGAAAAUGACCAGUGGGCUGGCUAUAGUGCUAGUUUGGAAAUAGAAGAAAUUUUGUACAAAGAAAGAUCUAAAUAUCAAGAAAUAUUUGUCUUCAAAAGUAAAAGUUUUGGAAAUGUGCUGGUACUAGAUGGUGUGAUACAAAUAACAGAAAGAGAUGAGUUUGCAUACCAAGAAAUGAUAGCACAUCUGCCAUUGAGCUGUCAUCCAAAUCCACAAAAGGUACUUAUUGUUGGCGGAGGGGAUGGAGGAGUAGUGAGAGAAGUUUUAAAGUAUCCGUCUGUACAGAAGGUGGUUUUAUGUGAGAUUGAUGAGAAAGUAGUAGAGGUUAGUAAGAAAUAUUUACCACAUAUAGCACAAAGUUUUGAUAACCCCAGAAUGGAAUUAUUUAUUGGAGAUGGGAUACAGUACAUGAAAGAUCACAAAAAUGAGUUUGAUGUCAUAAUAACAGAUGCACCUGACCCAAUAGGGCCUGCAGUAGGACUUUAUGAAGAAGAUUACUAUUAUAACAUGAAAAAUGCCUUAAAUCCAAAUUUUGGUAUUAUUUGCUGCCAAGCUGAAAACUUGUAUUUAGAUCUACCAUUCAUUGAAAAGUUAAUGAAAGUAUCAAGGAAGGUAUUUCCAAAAGCUGAUUAUGGAUUAACACUCGUACCAACAUAUACAGGUGGCCAUAUUGGAUUCAUUCUUUGUAGCAGCAAUCCUGAUACAUGUUUUAGGGAGCCCUUAAUGACUUAUACAGAUGCUGAAAUAAAAGAAAGGAAUUUAAAGUAUUAUAACACUGAAGUCCAUAGGGCAUGUUUUACCCUUCCCCAGUUUGCAAAAGAGAAGCUGUUCCCUGAUGGAGAAUCUCAGCAACAAAGCACUGUUAAAUGAAAAGAGAUUUAUGUAAAACCAUAGUGUUAGUCCCAAGUUUUUUUUUUAUCAAUUUACACUGGACGUGGUUGAUAUCCACACUGUUGAAGUGGGCGAUUGCUUGCAAUCUUAUUUGCACUGGACUAUAUAAUGAUCAUCUAUACUCAGUGGUCUUUUGAAAUGUAAUCAAAAACUACCUUUUAGCACAUAAUCAAACAACCAAUCAGAGCGAAUUUUUCAGAUGGGCAAAUUAACUAAAAGUGGCCAUAAUUAUCACUAUGGUAAAAUGUUUCAAAAUUAUAUCUGAUCUUCCUGUGAAUCAACCAAUACUGUUAUUGUUAAUAUUAAUAGCAUAUACAGAUAUCAGGUUGGAAGCCAUGUACACUUUUCUGAAAUACCUAUUUAGUAUAAAGAUAAGAUAUGCUUGUGAAUGAGUCAAACUAUUCAAGGUCAAGUAAGUGAAUGUAAGCAAUUACAGGUCACUGCAAAGCCUUCAACAAUGAGAUAUCAAAUUAUGAUACAAUCUUACUUAUUGUAACAACUUUUUUCAUUGGCCUGAAUUAACCAUCAAAUCACCAUUGACAUGCCUUGGUGGCCAUUUUGAAAUGUUCAUUGAAAACAAUAUAAACGAAAAUAAAUCAUAGAAUACCUCAAAAACGCUGUUUCAAUUGGAAUAUAUCUAAAUCUAAAGCAUACUCAUAACCAAAUAACCUUUGGUUUGAAUGUUUUCUUUAUAUGAUGUCAUGUUUUGCCAUAAUGUUUUACAAGCGAAAAUCAUGCAUAAAGUUUAAAGUCUAGGAAUUUAAUUUUUUAAAUUUCACCAAGCUCUAAUGUACAUUUUUAUACGACCGCAAAUUUUGAAAAAAUUUUCGUCGUAUAUUGCUAUCACGUUGGCGUCGUCGUCGUCGUCGUCCGAAUACUUUUAGUUUUCGCACUCACUUUAGUAAAAGUGAAUAGAAAUCUAUGAAAUUUUAACACAAGGUUUAUGACCAUAAAAGGAAGGCUGGUAUUGAUUUUGGGAGUUUUGGUCCCAACAUUUUAGGAAUUAAGGGCCAAAAAGGGCCCAAAUAAGCAUUUUCUUGGUUUUCGCACUAUAACUUUAGUUUAAGUUAAUAGAAAUGUAUGAAAUUUUGACACAAGGUUUAUGACCACAAAAGAAAGGUUGGGAUUGAUUUUGGGAGUUUUGGUUUCAACAGUUUAGGAAUUAGGGGCCAAAAAAGGGCCCAAAUAAGCAUUAUUCUUGGUUUUCGCACAAUAACUUUAGUUAAAGUAAAUAGAAAUCAAUGAAAUUUAAACACAAUGUUUAUGACCACAAAAGGAAGGUUGGUAUUGAUUUUGGGAGUUUCGGUCCGAACAGUUUAGGAAUUGGGGGCCAAAAAGGGACCAAAAUAAGCAUUUUUCUUGGUUUUCGCACCAUAGCGUUAGUAUAAGUAAAUAGAAAUCUAUGAAAUUUAAACACAAGGUUUAUAACUAUAAAAGGAAGGUUGGUAUUGAUUUUGGGAGUUUUGGUCCCAACAGUUAAGGAAAAAGGGGCCCAAAGGGUCCAAAAUUAAAUUUUGUUUGAUUUCAUCAAAAUUGAAUAAUUGGGGUUCUUUAAUAUGCCGAAUCUAACUGUGUAUGUAGAUUCUUAAUUUUUGGUCCCGUUUUCAAAUUGGUCUACAUUAAGGUCCAAAGGGUCCAAAAUUAAACUUAGUUUGAUUUUAACAAAAAUUGAUACCUUUGGGUUCUUUGAUAUGCUGAAUCUAAAAAUGUACUUAGAUUUUUGAUUAUUGGCCCAGUUUUCAAGUUGGCCCAAAUCGAGGUCCAAAAUUAAACAUUGUUUGAUUUCAUCAAAAAUUGAAUAAUUGGGGUUCUUUGAUAUGCCAAAUCUAACUGUGUAUGUAGAUUCUUAAUUUUUGGUCCAGUUUUAAAAUUGGUCUAAAUUAAAGUGCAAAGGGUCCAAAAUUAAACUAAGUUUGAUUUUAACAAAAAUUAAAUUCUUGGGCCUCUUUGAUAUGCUGAAUCUAAACAUGUACUUAGAUUUUUGAUUAUGGGCCCAGUUUUCAAGUUGGUCCAAAUCAGGAUCUAAAACUAUAAUAUUAAGUAUUGUGCAAUAGCAAGUCUUUUCAAUUGCACAGUAUUGUGCAAUGGCAAGAAAUAUCUAAUUUCACAAUAUUGUGAAAUAGCAAAUUUUAUUUUAAUUAAGAGUUAUCUUUCUUUGUCCAGUAUAGUAAGCAAGAAAUAUCUGCAAGAAUUUUUUUUAAUUGGAGUUAUCUUUCUUUGUCCAGAAUCAACUUAAAUCUUUGUUAUAUACAAUAUACAAUGUAUAUUCACUUUUUACUACCAACUGAUAAAUUUAAAUAAUAUUUACCAUUCAGUGAUAACAAGCAGUUUUUUUACAUCUUAAUAUUUUAUGAUGUAUUUAAAUGAGUAGUAAUUGUUGCAAACUCCAUUAGAAUAUUUUAAUUGAAAUUAGUUUUGGAAUAAGGGAAAGGGGGAUGUGAUUAAAAAAUUGGGUUCAAUUUUUCUCAUUUGAAAUUUCAUAAAUAAAAAGAAAAUUUCUUCAAACAUUUUUUUGAGAGGAUUAAUAUUCAACAGCAUAGUGAAUUGCUCUAAGAGAAAACAAAAAUUUUAAGUUCAUUUGAAUACAUUCAUUCUGUGUCAGAAACCUCUGCUGUGUCAACUAUUUAAUCACAAUCCAAAUUUAGAGCGGAAUCCAGCUUGAAUGUUGUGUCCAUACUUGCCCCAACUGUUCAGGGUUCAACCUCUGCGGUCGUAUAAAGCUACGCCCUGCGGAGCAUCUGGUUCUCUUUGUGGUGCAUUAGAAAAGGAAUGACAGUACUGCAGUUUAAGUUUUGCCGUCGUCAAUUUUGAUUUUACUGUCGCCUCAACAUGUGGUCAGUUAACCAUCAAAUCACAAAUUACAACACAAACUCUUCAACUACAGGUCUGUUAUUCCUUAAAUUUAGGAUGCCAUAAAUCAAUAAAAUUGCCUGAAAUUAAAAAUUUAAAAAAAAAUCUGGAUUACCUUAUAUGAAUGAAAUUUGUGUGGAUAAAUUAAGAAGCUCUAUUUUGACAAUUUCUCUGAAGUGCAUCCUUUUGCAUGGAAAAAUGAAAAUAAAAACGAAUACUGUUCUUUUUUUAUUUUUAACUAAUACAUUUAUUUUUUUAGUAAUAAUGUGUACUUACAUGUAAUAAAACUAUAAAAAGUGUA
This is a messenger RNA of Mytilus trossulus (common blue mussel), 4125 nucleotides long. RefSeq names its product spermidine synthase-like. The coding region runs from base 51 to 953 and encodes 300 amino acids. Lineage: Eukaryota; Metazoa; Mollusca; Bivalvia; Mytilida; Mytilidae. The record is from RefSeq and is a predicted model, not a curated record. The transcript is spliced from 8 exons. Gene Ontology annotation, molecular function: catalytic activity.